This is a messenger RNA of Synchiropus splendidus (mandarinfish), 2942 nucleotides long. RefSeq names its product repulsive guidance molecule BMP co-receptor a (gene rgma). The record is from RefSeq and is a predicted model, not a curated record. NCBI's taxonomy places the organism in Eukaryota, Metazoa, Chordata, Actinopteri, Syngnathiformes, Callionymidae. Bases 404 to 1723 code for a protein of 439 amino acids. Gene Ontology annotation, cellular component: plasma membrane. Gene Ontology annotation, molecular function: coreceptor activity. Gene Ontology annotation, biological process: BMP signaling pathway. The transcript is spliced from 4 exons.
CCAGACAGCGGAGCGUUCCGGCAGCAGCCGCCGCCGCAGCAGCAGCUUCACCCUCGGGGCGAUUUUCCACCAGCUCCUCCACCAUUUAACCCGGCGGUUCAUGUUUUUUUUUUUUUUUACGAUUUGCAGCUCGGACGGAGGCAAUUACCCAGACUUCAUUUAUCACAAUGUCUCUUUCCCGAUCGACUGAUAGUCAAAUGAGUUCAGUAACUGCGGGACUGAUCUGAUCGCAGACUCAUGACUCUCAACUUUCGCUUCUCUGUCGGACACCAUGGUGGAGCCUUUUGUGCUCAGAACCCAGCCGAGCGCGGCUGAAUUCGGAUUAUUUUGACUUGCUCGCUCUCUCCAAGAGGUGUUUUUCCAGGGCUUCCUCUCGUCGCUGGUCGCUGUCCUGCAGGAGCUCAUGCAUUCGCCAAGGGAGAGGAGCGAAGUGCGACCCCGAGCUGGAUGGAUGGUUAUGGGGAAAGGAGGAAGACCCUCGGCGCUUCAAGUGUGCAGAGUCGUCGCUGUGUUUCUCUCGCUCUUCCCUUCCGUGAGUCUGCAGUGCAAGAUCCUCAAGUGUAACUCGGAAUUCUGGGCCUCGACGUCAAACUCUGCGCCGGAAGAGGAGUUCUGUACGGCGCUGCGGACCUACACCAGCUGCGUGCGGAGAACCGCACGCACCUGCAGGGGCGACUUGGCGUACCACUCGGCGCAACAUGGAAUCGAGGAUUUAAUGAGCCAACACAACUGCCCCAAAGAGGGUCCCACAUCCCAACCACGGCCCGGGCCUCCUCUCCUCCCUCAGUCCCCUCAGCUGCUACCGGAUACUCAGGAGCGUUCGGACGGCCCGGAGGUGUGUCACUACGAGCGGAGUCUCCCGCGGAACGCGGCGCCGCCGAACUACACCCACUGCGGCUUCUUCGGCGACCCCCACCUGCGGACGUUCAACGAUGACUUCCAGACGUGUAGGGUGGAAGGAGCCUGGCCGCUCAUCCACAACAAAUACCUGUCGGUGCAGGUGACCAACACCCCUGUGGUGCCGGGAUCAUCAGCAACUGCUACGAGCAAGCUUACGAUCAUCUUCAAGAACUUCCAGGAAUGCGUGGACCAGAAGAUGUACCACGCGGAGACGGACGAGCUUCCCGGUGCGUUCGCCGACGGCUCCAAGAACGGCGGCGACCGCCACGGCGCCAACACCCUCCGCGUGGUGGAGAAGGUUCCCGGGCAGCACGUGGAGAUCCAAGCCCGGUACAUCGGCACCACCAUCGUGGUGCGGCAGGUGGGCCGCUACCUGACCUUCGCCGUGCGGAUGCCGGAGGAAGUGGUGAACUCUAUGGAGGAAGGCGACGACCAGGACUUGUACCUGUGUCUUCACGGCUGCCCCGUCAACCAGCGCAUUAACUUCAGGAGCUUCCGGGCCCGAGCGGCGGAAGGUUCGGGUCGGAGCCGGAGCAGCGCCUUCACCUACCAGACUGCCAGGGCCAAGUGCAAAGAGAGACUCCCGGUGGAGGAUCUGUACUUCCAGUCGUGCGUCUUCGACCUGCUUUCGUCCGGAGACAUCAACUUCACCAUGGCUGCCUACUACGCCUUCGAGGACGUGAAGAUGCUCCACUCCAACAGCAAACGGUACCACAUCUAUGAAAAGGACUCCUUUCUCGGGAACAGAGCGCCGGGAGGCCAAGACCUCCUCCUCCUGCUCAACGUCCUGGUGGUCCUCCUGUGUUGCACCCUUCAUCUAUAGUCACUUUACACGUAGAAGGUUUCCUCCAUCUUGAAUUGCUCCACCCGUCGUCGCAUCCUGGUCUGUGAAGGGGGCGCUGACAUGGGACAGUCCCGCUAUUCCGGGCCGUCAGGAUAUCCACCUGGGAUUAGACCCGCAUGCCUUCGAGAAUCCGGACAAGAUGAUCUCCUGCAGAAAGACGCGGCUCCGCCCACUUCUGAUCCUCUCAUUGGUGCCAAGCCAGCGUCGCUCAUGUGGCGAGGCAGGACCUGACAGCGCCUUUUGUUAGUCUGAAGAGCAGCGCCACGUCAGGUUAGCUUCCUCAGAGCCUGCAGAAGAAGGUCUCCAGUCGUCUGCCGUGGAGGGUAGCGGGUCACAUGCCUGGGGGUAUACGACUGCUGUGUCUGUGGCCGAUUUGGUCCCGAAAAAAGCAGGGCGUUUUCACUCUGCCAUUGUUUUCAGUAGUUCCUCAGACAGUGUUUUCUGGUUGUAAUGUGAAUGUAGCAAACAAAACAGUUCACGCGGCAUGUUUAGCGUUACACGUCCAGGUGUCAAUCCGGAAUCCAUUUGAACAAUCGAACAAACAAAAAACGCUGAACAAAUUUGACAUUUUACAUUUUUGCUCUGCUUGUCUUUCUUUCUACCGUCGCCAUGGAGAUGACUACACUGAAGUAUUCAGCAGGCCUGGCUACUGCGAUACACUAAAAUAUAGGAGCAGUGUGACGACAACAGAAAAAAAAGAUUGUGACUUUAAAUCAGUGUGAUUUGUGUUGUGACUUCUACAAAUAUAUGUGUGUGUGUGUGUGUACAUAUGAUUUGUGAGUUGUAAUUUUGUAUAUUACCAGUUGUGUUUCAUCACUCCAGAUGUUUUUGGUGAAUGUGAAACUUUUAUUUUGAAAAGGGAUUGUGUGGAAACAUGAGCGCCGCAGAACUCCUGCACGAACUGGAGUCAAUUUAAAAAAUAUAUCAUUGCGAGAUCCCUCGAAUUAUAUUGAUCAUAUACCACUAAUGUUUAUGGACUUCUUUCACCUGAGAAUAGAAUUUUGAAGGAUAGUUUUGCGGCGCUGAUGUUUUUCUCAGUUCUAAGCACUUUAUUUUUAUUUUUGUUUGUUUCAUCUAGCUCUUAUUUUGUCGGUGGAUAAAAUAGAUCAAAUAGAAAGGUCAAACUGUAUUUGUUUGUAAAAUAAAUGUGGUGAAACACGCCAGUUGUUUAUAAUGUAAAUUAUUUAUUGAAUAAAUG